AUGGAGAGAGGCAAAGAGAGAAAAAUCAGUACCUGUCAAUCAGCGAUAGGACUAGAGCGUCCACAGAACAACCAGCUUCAAGGGAACAACCUGAACCACACCCUGAACCCCAUCCUGAACCCAAACCUUAGCCACACCCUGAACCCCACCCUGAACAACCACCCUGAACCCCGACCUGAACCACACCCUGAACCACACCCAGAACCACACCCUGAACCACACCCUGAACCAUACCCUGAACCACACCCUGAACCACAACCUGAACCACACCCAGAACCACACCCUGAACCACACCCUGAACCACAACCUCAACCACAACCUGGACCACACCCUAAACCCCACCCUGAACCACAACCUCAACCAUAUGCUGAAUCCCACCCUGAACCACACCUGAACCCCACCCUGAACCACAACCUGAACCCCACCCUGAACCAUACCCUGAACCACACCCUGAACCACAACCUGAACCAUACCCUGAACCACAACCUGAACCACACCCUGAACCACAACCUGAACCAUACCCUGAACCACAACCUGAACCACACCUUAACCACACCCUGA
Molecule: messenger RNA, 561 nt
Organism: Ylistrum balloti
Lineage: Eukaryota; Metazoa; Mollusca; Bivalvia; Pectinida; Pectinidae
Product: protein TsetseEP-like
Exons: 2
Coding region: 1-561 (186 amino acids)
Source: RefSeq, a predicted model, not a curated record